CGUUGGUCCUGCGUCUCGAACAUUUGUAAAUACCUGCUUUGGAAGUCUACAAACAAACCAUAUUGCAUUCUCCCUACAUUCUUUUUUGGCUACACUUCUUUUUUUGAUCUCCUCAGUGAUUCAUCCGGACUUUUGCUAUUCGCCUUGCGCGGACUCUACCGAAACACUCCAGUGCAUAAUGCAGCACGCCGAUUGUUCCUCCCGGUGAUACCAAAGAACAUACAUACCCCUUGACCAUCCACGACGCCCUGUAAAAUGCGCUUCUCCACCAGCGCUAUUGCAGCUUUGGCUGCUUUUUCCUCGAUUCCUCUCACCAUUGCCUCCGUAGGCACCCCUCUUCACGAAGUCGGUCGAUGCGCAAUACGAGGUCACUGUGGCAAACAAGGGUUUUUUGGAUCUGACUUGCCCUGUCCCGACAAUGACAAAGCAUCUCCUCCUUCUGACACACUGCGCGAGAAGUUGGUUGACCUCUGCGGAACGAAAUGGGAGGACACCGAUGUGUGCUGUGAGGAGGAUCAGGUCGAUACUUUGAAAAAGAACCUCAAACUAGCAGAGCGCAUCAUCGCAUCGUGUCCAGCUUGCAAGGAGAACUUCUUCAAUAUUUUCUGCACCUUCACUUGUUCGCCGGACCAGUCCCUCUUCAUCAAUGUGACGGAAACUGGAAAGGCUAGCAAUGGAAAAGAUGUGGUGACCGAGCUUGAUAACAUAUGGUCAAAAGAAUAUCAGAGUGGAUUUUACGACAGUUGUAAAGAGGUCAAAAAUGGCGCCAGUGGUGGUAAAGCCAUGGCUUUCAUCGGAGGCGGCGCGGAAAACUACACCGAGUUCUUGAAGUUCUUGGGCGACAAAAAACUCCUGGGCAGUCCGUUCCAGAUCAAUUUCCUGGAUGAAGCACGGCAUGAUGAUUCAGAGGGCAUGAAACCAGAGGAUCCUCGUGUCUAUGCCUGCAACGAUACGAACCCGGAUUAUCGGUGCAGCUGUGUAGACUGUCCUGCUGUGUGCCCAACAUUAGAGCCCGUCAGUUCAGCCAAGUCUUGUCACGUCGGAAAGCUGCCGUGCCUGUCUUUUGCAGUGGUCAUCAUCUACUCUGUUGCACUCCUCCUCCUCAUCACGGCCAUAUCUGGUCAUGUGGCAUAUCGGAAACAUAAGCAGUGGAAGAGUGAGAGACUACAAUUAUUACAAGAUGCUGCACCAAGCGAUGAUGAGGACGAGGGCGAUCUUGUACACAACCCCGGACUUCUAGAGCGACCUCAAAGGAAUUACUAUUUGAACCAGGUCUUCGACCGAGCCUUCAACAAAUUGGGCGGUUUUUGCGCUCGCUACCCGGCCUUGACAAUCGGUACUAAUAUUGUCAUUGUGGGACUUUUGAGUAUAGGCUGGGUACGAUUUGAGGUCGAAAGAGAUCCUGUUCGGUUGUGGGUUAGCCCUAGUUCCGAUGCAGCUCAAGAGAAGGCUUUUUUCGAUGCAAACUUUGGUCCGUUCUACAGAACAGAGCAGGUUUUCCUCGUCAACGAUAGCUCUCCCACCGGCUCUGUUCUCAACUAUGACAACCUCGACUGGUGGUUUGAUAUUGAACAGCGCGUCUCUCGCAUGAUGACACCCGAGAAUGGCAUUACACUCAAGGAUGUCUGCUUCAAGCCGACCGAAUCGGCUUGCGUUGUUCAGUCCGUCAGUGGAUGGUUCGGAGCUGGUUUGACUAGUGACUGGGAAGAUCAGAUCAAUCUUUGCGCUGCCCAUCCCGGCGACCAAAGAUGCCUGCCCGAGUUCAUGGACCCACUCCAGCCUGGUCGUGUCUUGGGAGGGUAUGAUAACGUUGACAACAUCACCCAAGCGAAAGCAAUGUUUACUACAUGGGUUGUCAACAACGAUCAGCCUGGAACAGAGGGAGAGGCCAGAGCUGAAGAAUGGGAACGUGCUCUUAAGCAUGAACUGCUUAUUUACCAAGAAGCUGCGAGAUCUCGAGGCCUCCGACUAUCUUUCAAUACUGAAAUUAGUCUGGAGGAGGAACUGAACAAAUCAACAAAUACAGAUGCCAAAAUUGUGGCCAUCAGCUAUGUUGUCAUGUUCAUCUACGCCUCUCUUUCUUUAGGAUCAGCCAGUCUGUCACUCAAGUCUCUUCUCGGCAAUCCUUCCAAUGCUUUGGUUCAAUCCAAGUUUACCCUAGGCGUGGUUGGUAUUGUCAUCGUCCUGAUGUCCGUCUCUGGCUCGGUUGGCUUGUUCUCCGCAGUGGGUGUGAAGGUCACAUUGAUCAUUGCGGAGGUCAUUCCAUUCUUGGUGCUCGCGGUCGGCGUGGACAACAUCUUCCUCAUUGUUCACGAGUUUGAACGAGUCAAUGUCAGUCAUCCAGAUGAGGAGAUCGAUCAGCGUGUCGCAAAGGCACUUGGCAGAAUGGGCCCCAGCAUCCUCCUCUCGGCAUCGACAGAAACCAUAGCCUUCGCUAUGGGUGCAUUUGUUGGCAUGCCGGCUGUCAAAAACUUCGCCGUGUAUGCCGCAGGGGCAGUGUUCCUGAAUGCAUGUUUACAAGUGACAAUGUUUGUCUCCAUUCUGGCGCUCAAUCAACGACGAGUGGAGAGUCUCAGGGCUGAUUGCUUCCCUUGCAUCACCGUACGCGGUGCCAACUCCGUCAGCAUGCCUGGAGGGCAUUUCUUCGGAUCUGAUGAAGAGGGCUGGCUGCAGAAGUUCAUUCGCAAGUCAUAUGCCCCGACACUACUCGACAAGAAGGUCAAGACCUUUGUGGUGGCGUUCUUCGUGAGUAUCUUUGCCGCCGCCAUUGCGCUUCUACCGGGGAUUCAACUCGGGCUAGACCAGCGUAUUGCACUGCCCAGCGACAGCUACAUGAUUCCGUACUUUAAUGACAUGUACGCUUAUUUUGGGUCCGGUCCACCUGUGUACUUUGUCACGCGAAAUGUUAAUCUCACGGAGCGAGCACAUCAGCGGCAAGUCUGCGGACGCUUCACGACUUGUAAUGAAUACAGUCUGGAGUAUAUUCUCGAACAGGAAUCGAAACGACCAGAAGUCAGUUACAUCAACUCCGCAACGGCCAGCUGGGUGGAUGACUUCUUCUACUGGCUCAACCCUAUCAGUGAUUGCUGUAAAGAUGACAAAGGAAACACGUGCUUCAACGAAGGAGAGUGGAACAUUACACUCUCUGGCAUGCCGGUGGGUGAAGAGUUUAUCAACUUCGCAAAUAAAUGGAUCCGUGCACCAACAGACGAGGAGUGCCCCAACGGUGGCCAAGCUGCGUACUCAACUGCGGUGGUCAUUGACGAAGAGAAUGUGGAUAUUCCGGCCAGUCACUUCCGGACGUUCCACACCCCGCUCAAAGGACAGAAGGACUUCAUUGAGAGCUAUGCCGCAGCAAAACGCAUCGCAUCAGAAGUGAGCGACAAGAAUGAAGGGAUUGAUGUGUUUGCGUACAGCAAGCAUUAUAUCUUUUUCGACAUGUACAGCAGCAUUGUACGACUGACGGCGACUCUGGUCGGGGUUGCGAUUCUGAUCAUCUUUGUCCUCAGCUCGAGUCUACUUGGCAGUAUCGCAACAGGCGCAGUGGUGAGUGCCAGUGUGGUCAUGAUCGUCGUGGAUGUGAUGGGUGUCAUGGCCAUUGCGGGCGUCAGUCUCAAUGCUGUCAGUCUGGUGAACUUGGUGAUUUGCGUGGGCAUCGGCGUCGAGUUUUGCGCACACAUCGCCCGGGCGUUCAUGUUCCCCAGCAAGAGCGUCAUGGAGCGAGCCCGGCACAAGUUCCGUGGUCGCGACGUGAGAGCGUGGACUGCCCUGGUCAACGUGGGUGGCAGUGUGUUUAGUGGGAUUGGAGUCACCAAGUUUCUGGGUGUCGUGGUGUUAGCAUUCACGCGGAGUAAGAUCUUUGAGGUCUAUUACUUUCGUGUGUGGUUGGCUCUGGUUGUGUUGGCGAGUGCACAUGCCCUGGUGUGGUUGCCUGUUGCUUUGAGCUUUCUAGGAGGUGAUGGUAAGUCUCUUUUUUGUUUUGUUUUUUGUCCUGCUGUCUUGCAAGACAUGAUUAUCUGUCUGUGUUUGACCCCCGACAAAUUGCGAACUUUGACUGACCAUGAUUGUGUGACUUUAGGAUACAUCGAUCCAGAGAGCGAAGGAGGAUUGGAGGAGGACCUUGCGAGUAGAAGGUAUAGAAGCCUUUUGCCGGAUGACGAUUAUGACUCGGAUGAAGAGUAUUGAGCAGUUUUUAGCUCCCUCCUGAAUGCAGGGUACAUUGGAAGAGUCACCCAGCAUCAGGAUGGUGGUAGACUAUCUAGUAACAUUGUCAUUGUGGUGUGGCAUUUCAGAUGGAAGAUGGUUCAGGUGUAUGAGUGUGUAGGGAAAAAGGGGAAGGACAGAGAAUACCUUACUCUAUAUACAAAGAAAGACCAGAUAAACAAUAACCACAUAUUACAAAACUUGAAA
Exophiala oligosperma is the source of this 4410-nucleotide messenger RNA. RefSeq lists its product as uncharacterized. The record is from RefSeq and is a predicted model, not a curated record. Gene Ontology annotation, cellular component: membrane. The transcript has a single exon. NCBI's taxonomy places the organism in Eukaryota, Fungi, Ascomycota, Eurotiomycetes, Chaetothyriales, Herpotrichiellaceae. Bases 256 to 4185 code for a protein of 1309 amino acids.